UGAUAUUUCUGUAAAAGACUUAGGUUUUUCACCAUGUCGCCACGCAGCUCAUGAUGCCUCCAUCAGCUCCCAGCAGAGCACCGGAGACCAGGACGGACUUAAGUUUUUACGCGUUUACUCUUGAAAUGUUGCUGAUGUGCGUCCAUGAGGUGAAUCGGGAUAAACGAGAGACACCCACAGGAUGAACUGAGGAGAGACCCUGAUGCGGUCAGCUGCAGGACCAUGUCUUCUUAAUCUGCCGGACUGUAUCUCCCAGGCUUGUAAAGUGACCGAGUGACUUGUGUGAAGAUGAUCAAAGCGGGGGCUCGGUCGGCCACCUCGCUGCCGCCGGAUACCAUGGACAUCAUCCGCAGUAAGACCCACACCCGCCGCGUGAGACUCAACGUCGGCGGCCUCCUCCACGAAGUCCUGUGGAGGACGCUGGACAGGCUGCCCCGCACCAGACUGGGCAAACUGAGAGACUGCAACACCCACGACUCUAUCAUGGAGAUAUGCGACGACUACAGCUUGGAUACCAACGAGUACUUUUUCGACAGACACCCCGGCGCCUUCACCUCCAUCCUCAACUUCUACCGCACCGGGAAGUUGCACAUGAUGGAGGAGAUGUGCGCCCUCUCCUUCAGUCAGGAGCUGGACUUCUGGGGCAUCGAUGAGAUCUACCUGGAGUCCUGCUGCCAGGCCAGGUACCACCAAAAGAAGGAGCAGAUGAACGAGGAGCUGAAAAGAGAGGCGGAGAACAUGAGGGAGAGGGAUGGAGAGGAGUUUACAACCACGUGUUGUUCAGAGAAGAGGAAGAAACUCUGGGACCUCCUGGAGAAGCCGAGCUCGUCGUUUGCUGCUAAGAUCCUGGCAAUUGUCUCCAUCCUCUUCAUUGUGUUGUCAACCAUUGCCUUGUCUCUGAACACCCUACCAGAGCUGCAGGACACAGAUGAGUUUGGUCAGUCCACAGACAACCCACAGCUGGCCCACGUGGAAGCUGUGUGUAUUGCCUGGUUUACCAUGGAGUACCUGCUUCGCUUCCUCUCCUCCCCCAACAAGUGGAAGUUCUUUAAGGGUCCUCUAAAUAUCAUCGACCUGCUGGCCAUCCUGCCCUACUACGUCACCAUCUUCCUGACAGAAUCCAACAAGAGUGUGCUGCAAUUUCAGAACGUCCGUCGUGUGGUUCAGAUUUUCAGGAUCAUGCGGAUCUUGCGUAUUCUAAAGCUGGCUCGUCACUCCACAGGUCUCCAGUCACUGGGCUUCACUCUCAGGAGGAGCUAUAACGAGUUGGGCCUGCUGAUCCUUUUCCUGGCCAUGGGCAUCAUGAUAUUCUCCAGUCUGGUGUUCUUUGCAGAAAAGGAUGAAGAGGACACCAAGUUCAAAAGUAUCCCAGCUUCCUUCUGGUGGGCUACUAUUACUAUGACAACAGUAGGCUAUGGAGAUAUCUACCCCAAAACUUUACUGGGAAAGAUAGUUGGAGGUUUGUGCUGCAUUGCCGGGGUGCUGGUGAUAGCCCUGCCUAUCCCCAUCAUCGUCAAUAACUUCUCUGAGUUCUACAAAGAGCAGAAGAGGCAGGAGAAAGCCAUCAAAAGAAGGGAGGCUCUGGAGAGGGCAAAGAGAAAUGGUAGCAUUGUUUCUAUGAACAUUAAAGAUGCAUUUGGCCGCAGUGUAGAGCUCAUGGACAUAAUGGUGGAAAAUACUGGUGAAAAGAAGGAAAAGGUGCAUGAUAAUCACGUGUCUCCUGGUCUGCAGAGAGGGACACCCAAACUCAAGUCACAGAAAAACCCCAGCAGCCCCGCCAAGACCCUUGAAUCAGGCUACCAAGAGCAGGCCAAGCCCUCCAGCAGCCCUCAGCAUCUUAGCGCACAGAAACUGGAGGAGAUGUACAACAAGAUGGCCAAGGUCCAAUCACACCCUGACCUCAACAGCAAAGAAAAAGAGCCACCAUCCAAGGCAGUUAGACAGAAAGCUGAAUUAGAGAUGGGAAGCAUACCUGCUGAAGCCAUCUCGAGCAAAGCAGAGGUAGUUUCAGACAUGAGGAGCAUGUCCAGCAUUGACAGCUUCAUCAGCUGUGCGACUGACUUUCCUGAGAGCUCUCGCUUUUCCCACAGCCCCGUCAGCAACAUGCCAGGGAAGGUCAGCACUAACCCCAGCCUGGAGCCCACCUUGGAGAAUGAGAAUGAAGGAUCCCAGGGCACCACUACACCCCUGACAGGACGUAGCGCCAAGCCCGGCCCAUAUUCCGACAGCCCCAGGGGUGUACGCUUCAACAAUCCACUCAAAAGCCACUCGCUCAAGGUCAACUUUAGAUGUGGGGAGGAUUCAGGGACAGGGGCCCUCUCAGACAGCUCGUCAGUCCAGAGCCCCGAGGUGUCCAUCUACACAACUGCCAGCAGCAGGACACCCAGCAAGAGCCCGGAGAAUUUACUGCCCAGCGCCCUCUUCACAUUCCAUGAUGCAUCCAUCAGUAAAUUCAUCGACGCUGACACGGAUGAAGAGGAGCAUCUGCACGAUGGCUCAGGCGCCAACCCAUCCCAAAGACUCCUGGAGAGAUCCAGCCCCAAGUUUGGCCCUCACUCCAGCUUCCAACAAGGGGCCAACCACAUGGAGGGCCUGCAGAGGAAGCUGGGGAACAGCACACUGCCGCUGGAAGGGCAGGAGAACCAUGUGGCUCAGGAACUACAGCCACUUCAGGGAGACAAGAGUCACUCUAAUGCUUAAACUUACAAUAAGGGAGAGACCACGGAGGAAGCGGAAAGGGAAAUAUGAGAAGCACAGUGACUUAGCAAAACUGAACUUACAAAAAAUAUGAAAGGCACUGAAAACACUU
This is a messenger RNA of Epinephelus lanceolatus (giant grouper), 2809 nucleotides long. Its product is annotated as potassium voltage-gated channel subfamily B member 1-like. The record is from RefSeq and is a predicted model, not a curated record. Gene Ontology annotation, molecular function: protein binding; delayed rectifier potassium channel activity. NCBI's taxonomy places the organism in Eukaryota, Metazoa, Chordata, Actinopteri, Perciformes, Serranidae. Gene Ontology annotation, cellular component: voltage-gated potassium channel complex; membrane. Gene Ontology annotation, biological process: potassium ion transmembrane transport; action potential; protein homooligomerization.